AUGCCUUCCACAUACAAUAGGGAUAAACCGUGGGACACGGAAGACAUUGACAAAUUGAAGAUCGAUGAAUUUAAGCCUGAACACAACCUUGCCGGCUCCUUUCUCGAAGAAUCUUCCUUUGUGACUCUGUUUCCUAAAUAUCGAGAGGUAUAUCUGAAAGAAGCAUGGCCGAUGAUCACAAGGAUUUUGGAGAAGCGUGGAAUUGCCUGCACAUUGGAUUUGGUCGAAGGUAGCAUGACGGUCAAGACUACGAGGAAGACCUUCGACCCGGCAGCCAUUUUAAAAGCUCGUGAUUUAAUCAAACUGCUCUCACGAAGCGUGCCCGCACAACAGGCUAUAAAAAUUUUAGAGGAUGAUAUUGCAUGCGAUAUUAUAAAGAUCCGCAAUUUGGUCGAUAAUAAAGAACGUUUCGUUAAACGCCGGCAACGCAUUCUUGGUCCCUCGGGUUCGACACUGAAAGCUCUUGAGCUGUUGACAAGUACAUACAUUCUGGUCCAGGGAAACACGGUCUCUGUUAUGGGUCCUUUCGAUGGACUUAGGACCAUUCGUCAAAUUGUCAUAGACUGCAUGGAAAAUAUUCAUCCUAUUUAUCACGUCAAAGAACUCAUGAUCAAGCGGGAGCUGGCCAAGGACCCGAAUAUGGCCGGACAAUCCUGGGAUCGAUUCCUUCCAAAUUUCAAGAAGCGCACUCUUUCAAAACGUCGCGUUCCUCACAAGCUUACGGACAAAUCCAAGAAGAUCUACACUCCUUUCCCCCUGCGCAAGAAAAGAGCAAGAUCGACAAGGAAUUGGAAUCUGGCGAAUACUUCUUGUCAAAACAAGCCAAAGCACGCGUGCGUAAGGAAGAAAUACAAGAGAGACAACGUGAGAAAAGGGAAGAGAAGAUGA
Molecule: messenger RNA, 888 nt
Organism: Talaromyces proteolyticus
Lineage: Eukaryota; Fungi; Ascomycota; Eurotiomycetes; Eurotiales; Trichocomaceae
Product: putative rRNA assembly protein Mis3
Exons: 3
Coding region: 1-888 (295 amino acids)
Cellular component (GO): small-subunit processome; nucleolus
Molecular function (GO): RNA binding
Source: RefSeq, a predicted model, not a curated record